AUGAACCUGACCUGGAGGGACAUGCAGCACCUGGUGGUGAGGACGUCCCGGCCCGGACACCUCAGCGCCGGAGACUGGAAGACCAACGGAGUGGGACGCAGAGUGAGUCAUUCGUAUGGUUACGGGCUCCUGGAUGCCGGCGCUAUGGUUGCUUUGGCACAGAACUGGACGACACUUGGGCCACAGCACCAGUGUGUUCACACCAUGCUCACAGAGCCGAGAGACAUCGGAAACAAGCUGGUGUUCAGCAAGAGUGUGGAUGCCUGCUGGGGACGGCCCGAGUAUGUCAGCUCUCUGGAACACACUCAGGCUCGCCUCACUCUCUCCCACAACCAGAGGGGAAAAUUGGCCAUUCAUCUCAUCAGCCCACUGGGCACACGCUCCACCCUGCUGUUCCCCAGGCCCAAUGACUUCUCCUCAGAGGGAUUCAACGACUGGGCCUUCAUGACCACCCACUCGUGGGACGAGGAUCCUCAAGGGGAAUGGACCCUGGAAAUUGAAAACGUAGCGGCUAACGGACGAGACUAUGGUGUGCUGAGUCAGUUCACCCUCAUCCUGUGGGGCACUGGACCCAGUGUCCUCAACCCCUCGUCGUCCAAUUUUCCUCGGCCAUCCAACAACAGCUGCAAGACCUUCGACGCCCAGCAGAUCUGCAUCG
Molecule: messenger RNA, 658 nt
Organism: Paralichthys olivaceus (Japanese flounder)
Lineage: Eukaryota; Metazoa; Chordata; Actinopteri; Pleuronectiformes; Paralichthyidae
Source: RefSeq, a predicted model, not a curated record